CGUCACGUGACAGGGAGGGGGGCACGCAGCGGGAGAAGAAGAGGAAGCGAGCGGAUGUAACCGGAGUGAAGGAUGCCCAGGAUCAUGUCACCGGUUACCUUUCGCUCCCACCACCAGUCCGCGACAUGAUGAACGCUGGUCCCGGAGCGCUAGUCCGCAGGAUGCCGUCGGCAGCCCGGCGGAGCGCCUGCUGGAUAGCGUGGUGCCAGGCGGUCCUGCUCGGCGUGUCGGCGCUGGUUAUCGUGGCCGAACGGAGCGCUCUUAUCUACUGCAUAGGGUUUUACCUUUGGAACGACGAGACACAGUGGGCGGCUUUUACACUUGGCCUCUUCCUUCCGGGGACAGCAGUUCAGCUGCUAAGUGUGAAAUGGUACUACGACGAUGGCGAUGACAGGCGCUGCUACCUCUCGGUCAUACACAUACUACACCUGGGCAUCUUCAAAAGAUUGUGGGACUGCAUGAGGUCUGUGCUGCAUACGCAGGGCUCUGUGGCAGAGCUUGGCGUUGCCGUCAUGCAGCAGGCAGAUAUGGCAGCUCUCUGGUUGCUGGAGGCUCUUAUCCUCACGUUGCCUCAGAGCCUUCUACAAGCAUAUGUUGUAGUGUCUACCGAUGUGGGCAUUGCAUCUCCAGUGGCCUAUUGCUGUGGCUUAUGUGUGCUGUCUGUUUCCUGGGCCCUGGUGCUGUACAGCCGAGCCUGCUGUCUGAUCCGACCGGGCCACUUGGCUAUGCCUCCAGCAGCCCUGCUGUGCCAGCUGGUCUGGAGAGCGGGCAUGCUGGGUGCCAGGGUGACCUGCCUCAUGUUCUUUGCCAGGGUGUUUAACUGGUGGGUCUGUGGAGUAGCAGGGUUUCACUGGCUCACAGCCUCCUUCUGGCUGGUGUCACAGCAACCAGACAUCUGCAAUGGCCACUGGUGCUGGCGCACCUUUAACAGCAUUCUGGGGCUCAUCCAUGUCUUCCUCUUCCUCAACGUCAAAGAUGGACCCUCACGCUUUCGCAUGGCUAGCUUCUAUGCAUUCAUGCUAGUGGAGAACGCCACUCUGCUGCUGGCUGCCUCCGACUUCCUGAGCGAAGCGUCGUGGGACAACAUGACCCUUCCCACCUCUGCGCUCUGUAGCUUUGUCCUUGGGGCAACUUCUUUGGUUCUGUACUACCGGUUCCUCCAUCCUAAAUCCACAGAGAUCUCCCACGGUACAGACCGCCACAUGGGCAGCGCGUGCAUAGAGCAGGGGGAGUCCUCAUUCUCUCUCGGGGACAAAAGUCUGCCGGCUUCUUCCAUUCAAAACCACGGCAGCUUCUCCCUCUCGGGUGUGGCUGGGUCUCUGCUGGAACAUCCAGGAAACUGUGGAGGCCAGUCUAACAGCUCCUGCCCCUGCUUCCAUCACCACUGGCUCUUGAUCCGCUUGGCGCUUAAAACCGGAGAUCUCAAUAAAAUCAACAGAGCGUAUGGAGCUGGCGGACCGGCUGCCAUAUUGGGCAUGGAGGAGUACAACCAGGAUUUUAAAAGUAACGAGGGCAUCACUUAUACAGCUGCAGGCAGCUGCGAGGGUGUGUCCACCUCUGAGUCUCAGGGGCAGGGCCUGGCGCCCCUUUCAGACUGCAAAGACGAAUUCCAGAGUUUAAGCGAGCCCACGUCAACCGAACAACCUGAAGAAGAGGACAGUUUGGAGAUGGAGAGCCCGAUGGAGUCACCUGCAUCAGAUUUUAAACGCAGCUCUCCGGAGGGUAAGUCUGUUUUUGGAGACAGCCCAGAGCCUUAUUACUGCCCCACCGAGUCAAGUUCCACCUUAUACUUCAGCGCAGAUCCACAGUCGCCCAGCAGCGCUAGUAACCCACGCUUGGACCGGGACAUGGGGGGUCUGGAACAUGGGGUUCGGCUCAACUCCAUCCCCAGUGAUCCAGCCCUUCACAGGGAUGUGCGUGGACUCAUGGGCCGAGUUGGACCGCGUUGCACCUCCACUCCUAAACUGGACUCGGGAGUGUUGGAUUCUCCCUCUAGUGCUCCUCAUCUCACAGGUCCUAGGAGGCAGCUCGUAAUGUCCCACAGAGACGAAGGCGAUACCUUCUAGCAUUCUUGUGUCAGAAUCAGGAAAAUGAGUAAACAGCAGCCUGUCCGACAUCUUCUGUUCAGUGUAAUAGGAUGAGAGUGCCUGCUGGUAUUUAUUUGGUGUGUUUGGUGCACAGCGUGGCACAGAGAACCUGAAAUUAUUCUAAAAUAACACUUCUCUAACCAUAAACCAUUUACUAACCACGUUGCUUUACCCAAAAGCUUCACGUGUUGGGCUUUUUUCUAACCAGGUUCCAGUACUAAACCAUAGCGAGAGCUUCCUAACGAAUCAGAAAGAGCAUCGGCAAGCGACUGUUGUUGAUAAUCAGCGCUGAUAAAACAGAUCGGUGAUAUCAGGAUGUCUGUUUGCAGGAAAAACAAGACAAACCUGGUGAUCCUUUACAGAAUCUCCGUUCAACAGGACAAAUCAGACUGGAAGACAUCUAAAGUGGUUUAGUGCGAUGGGUCUGUGGCUGUGAAAGUCUAAACUGUUGUUUUUCAUAGGAACCAAAGCCGGUCUAGUACUGGAACCAGUUUGGAGAAAAACAAACGAGGGUUAGGGUUUGGAUGCUGGACUAAGACAAUUAAAAUGCUGAAAGAUGGCUUAGAUCUGAAAUUCAAUAAAUAUUUAUGUUAUUGUGGCAGAAAUAUUAUUAGGUCUUUGGACGUCUGCUGUGCAUUACACAAACACAAGUUCUACUGAAGAAGUGUGUAUAAACUGUAUUUAAAAACUGCUUAAAUAUCCUGAAGCUUUCUAAUCUCAAGCGACCGACGGUUUCUUUCAUAACGGCUGGAUAUUUGUGAUAUUGUAAUGAUUGUAAUAAUUCAUCAGCAGAGAAUUUAUUCCAAGAGCUGACAGGAGCUAGAGUCUGAUCUCUGGCGUGGUUUCAAUGUGAGCCAGAGCCUUUUAAAAGCACAAAUAUCAUCUGUAUCAUAUCUAUUUGCAGUGACGCUGUGUUUUUACUUAUUUAUUGUUUUAAAAUGUUACGUAAAAAACACCCUUCACUCAUCUGAUAUUAAUAAGCUGCAUUUCUUGUAUGGUUUGAAACUGGCACUGCUAUAAGCAAAUCCAGCAUUUCAUCUUAGGAAGACUGAUGUUUUUACUUGUUUUAUUUACAUGUUGAUCAUGUAAAUAUAAAAAAUAAAUCUCCAAAAUUAGAAGUAUGUUAGAAAAGAAAAGAUUUGUCUCAGGCGUUAUCUUUAAAAAGCUUUUUCAGUGUCACAAACGAUUUAAAUGUGGUGAUUUUUUGUUGUAUUUGUUUCUGAUUGCUGUUUCAAUGAUUUUACUCAGCAGGCAACAAACAAAAAGCAGUGAAACUGCAACCAGGUGACUGCCUAAUGAACUGUGAAAUAAAGCAAGGCCACGGGUGGCUUGAAAUAAGCAAUAAACAGCCAACAUGUUUGGAUGAGUGAAA
Molecule: messenger RNA, 3459 nt
Organism: Nothobranchius furzeri (turquoise killifish)
Lineage: Eukaryota; Metazoa; Chordata; Actinopteri; Cyprinodontiformes; Nothobranchiidae
Gene: xkr5a
Product: XK related 5a
Biological process (GO): phosphatidylserine exposure on apoptotic cell surface; engulfment of apoptotic cell; apoptotic process involved in development
Cellular component (GO): plasma membrane
Source: RefSeq, a predicted model, not a curated record